AUGCCUACGGAUGAAAAUCUCAGAAAGCGGGGUUGCAUUGUGGUCUCUGCCCGUGACCUCUGCCUAUCGCAAUCAGAAACAACACCUCAUUUGUUUCUCACGUGUAGCUUCGCGAAUAAUUUAUGGAAAUGGCUGGGGUCGAUUUUGCAUAUCCAGUUUAAUUGCAGCUUUCACUCAUUAUUUGAAAGCUUCGAUGCCAAUUGGAGUGCCUUCCUUACCAACAUUGCUACAGCCGCGGUUCUUCAUGUUUUCCAUUCCAUUUGGUUGGCAAGAAACGACAUUCGUUUCAGCAAUGCAAAGAUAACUAUGCACGCUGCACAAUCGAAAAUUUUAACGGCAAGCAAACUUAGCACAACGUUAGAUCCCGGGCUGUCAAACGUAGCAGAAAUUGCAAUUCUGCAGAAGUUCCAGCUUGCGCCCAGGCUAGUAGCUGCAUCAUCUAAUAGAUUGGUGCUUUGGCGGUCUCCACUCUUCGGAUGGAUGAAGGCAAAUACAGACGGAUCCGUUACGAAUGUCUCGGCUGCUUAUGGAGGCCUGUUUCGCGAUCACACGACAAGGUUUAGGGGCUGUUUUGCACAGAAAUUAAGUGAAAACCAUGGCCUUUCUGUCAUUCAUACGGAGAUCAUGGAAUUGAUCAUUGCUGUUGGGUUUUUGUAUGUUGGAAUUUCAAUUGCUAUAGAAAUUGCACACAACAAGAAUUGGAACUGUCUUUGGCUUGAAAGUGAUUCAAAAGUUGCACUCCUUGCCUUUAGUAAUAUAGAAAUUGUGCCAUGGGACUUGCGUAAUCGGUGGUUAAAUUGUUUAUCUUGUGGAGUCACUUUGCAAUGGUCACAUAUUUAUCGUGAGGGUAAUUCGUGCGCCGAUAAAAUUGCCAUCUUGGGGCAUGCUUAUAACAACUUGGAAUGGUGGGAGUCAUUAUCAUCUUUGCUAUGUGAUGACUUCUUGUGGGAUAUGCUUGGAAUCCCUCAGUAUCGUACUAUUUAA
Molecule: messenger RNA, 984 nt
Organism: Trifolium pratense (red clover)
Lineage: Eukaryota; Viridiplantae; Streptophyta; Magnoliopsida; Fabales; Fabaceae
Exons: 2
Coding region: 1-984 (327 amino acids)
Molecular function (GO): nucleic acid binding; RNA-DNA hybrid ribonuclease activity
Source: RefSeq, a predicted model, not a curated record